AUGGCGCCUCUACCCAUCAAGUUCCAGGAGCUGAUCCAGCUCCAGACGGCCGGCGUUGAGGAUGCGUCGAUCGGCUUCAACUCCUGCACACUCGAGUCAGAUUCCUACGUCUGUAUUCGUGAAAAGAAGAAUGAAGCUGCCCAGCCCGAAGUCGUCAUCGUCGACCUCAAGAACGGCAACAAUGUGACACGACGCCCUAUCAAGGCCGACAGUGCCAUCAUGCACUGGACCAAGCAAGUCAUCGCUCUCAAGGCGCAAUCAAGAACACUCCAGAUCUUCGACCUCGAGAAGAAGCAGAAGCUCAAGUCAACGACCAUGAACGAGGAUGUCCAGUACUGGAAGUGGAUCAGCGACACCUCGUUGGGCUUGGUCACAGAUUCCGCAGUCUACCACUGGGAUGUCUACGACGCUUCCCAAGCUUCGCCCGUCGAGGUUUUCAAGCGUAACGCGAACCUCAACGGCUGCCAAAUCAUCAACUACCGAACGAACGCCGAGGGCAAGUGGAUGGUCGUUGUCGGUAUCUCCCAACAGCAGGGUCGCGUUGUUGGCGCCAUGCAGCUGUACUCCAAGGACCGCGGUAUCAGCCAAGCCAUCGAGGGUCAUGCUGCUGCUUUCGGUACCAUCCGCCUGGAAGGUGCUCCUGCUGACACCAAGCUUUUCACCUUCGCGGUAAGGACAGCAACCGGAGCUAAGCUGCACAUCGUCGAGGUCGACCACGCCGAAUCGAACCCCGUUUUCCAAAAGAAGGCUGUCGACAUCUUCUUCCCUCCCGAAGCCGUCAGCGACUUCCCCGUCGCCAUGCAGGUAUCGCAAAAGUACGGUGUCAUCUUUAUGGUCACCAAGUACGGAUUUAUCCACGUUUACGAUCUCGAGACCGCCGCCUGCAUCUUCAUGAACCGUAUCUCCAGCGACACGAUCUUCACUACCUGCCCCGACACCGAGUCUCGUGGUAUUGUCGGCAUCAACCGCAAGGGUCAAGUGCUCUUCGUCUCGAUUGACGACGCCAAUGUCAUCCCCUACCUUCUCCAGAACCCAGCCAACACCGACAUGGCUAUCAAGAUGGCAUCACGAGCUGGCCUCCCCGGUGCUGAUAAUUUGUACGCCCGCCAAUUCGAGCAGUUGUUCAACAGUGGUCAGUUCAUGGAGGCUGCCAAGGUCGCGGCCAACUCUCCCCGCCAGUUCCUUAGAACCGCCGAGACGAUCGAGCGCUUCAAGUCCCUGCCGCAACAGCCGGGCCAGAUGUCGUUCGUUCUGCAGUACUUCGGUCUCCUCUUGGACAAGGGCGCUCUCAACGAGCACGAGUCCAUCGAGCUCGCGCAGCCUGUUCUCGCGCAGAACCGUCUUAACUUGCUGGAGAAGUGGCAAAAGGAGGGCAAGCUGACGGCUUCUGAGAGACUGGGUGAUCUCGUGCGACCUCAUGAUCUGAACAUGGCUCUUACCAUGUACCUCAAGGCCAACAUCGCCCACAAGGUCGUUGCUGGUUUUGCCGAGACAGGUCAAUUCGAGAAGAUCCUGCCUUACACAGCGCAGGUCGGCUACCAGCCUGAUUACGUGCAGCUUCUGCAACACAUUGUCCGUGUCAACCCUGAGAAGGGUGCCGAGUUUGCCACUGCCCUGGCGAACAACGAGGGCGGCUCCUUGGUCGACAUCGAGAGGGUUGUCGAUAUUUUCCAGUCCCAGGGCAUGAUUCAGCAGGCGACUGCCUUCCUGUUGGAUGCCCUCAAGGACAACAGGCCCGACCAGGGCCACCUCCAGACCCGUCUGCUGGAGAUGAACCUGAUGAACGCCCCUCAGGUUGCCGACGCUAUUCUUGGAAACGACAUGUUCUCUCACUUCGACAAGACCAGGAUUGCGACCCUCUGCGAGCAGGCCGGCUUGGCUCAGAAGGCCCUGGAGCUCUACGAGGACCCCGCGGCCGUCAAGCGUGUUGUUGUCAACAUUGCGGCUACUCCCAACUUCAACCUGGAUUGGUUGACUGGCUUCUUCGGCAAGCUGUCCGUUGAGCAGUCUCUGGACUGCUUGGACGCUAUGAUGAAGCACAACAUUCGCCAGAACCUUCAGUCUGUCGUCCAAGUCGCCACCAAGUACUCCGACUUGCUUGGCCCUGUCAAGCUGAUCGACCUUUUCGAGAAGUACAAGACUGCCGAGGGUCUUUUCUACUACCUGGGCAGUAUCGUCAACCUGUCCGAGGACCCCGAUGUUCACUUCAAGUACAUCGAGGCUGCCACCAAGAUGGGUCAGUUCAACGAGGUUGAGCGCAUUUGCCGCGACAGCAACUACUACAACGCCGAGAAGGUCAAGAACUUCCUCAAGGAGGCCAAGCUUCAGGAGCAGCUUCCUCUCAUCAUUGUGUGCGAUCGCUUCAACUUCGUCCACGACUUGGUGCUGUACCUCUACCAACAGCAGCAGUUCAAGUCCAUUGAGACCUACGUUCAGCGUGUGAACCCCAGCCGAACCCCUGCCGUCAUCGGUGGUCUCUUGGAUGUUGACUGUGAUGAGAGCAUCAUCAAGAACCUUCUCUCUACCGUCAACCCUGCCUCGAUCCCCAUUGACGAGCUCGUGUCUGAGGUUGAGACCCGCAACCGCCUCAAGCUGCUUCUGCCUUUCCUCGAGGCCACCCUUGCUGCUGGCAACCAGCAACAGGCUGUUUACAACGCCCUCGCCAAGAUUUACAUCGACUCCAACAACAACCCUGAGAAGUUCCUGAAGGAGAACGACCAGUAUGACACCCUGGUCGUUGGUAAGUACUGCGAGAAGCGUGACCCCAACUUGGCCUUCAUCGCGUACUCCAAGGGCCAGAACGACCUUGAGCUCGUCAACAUCACCAACGAGAACGGCAUGUACCGCAACCAGGCCCGCUACCUGCUCGAGCGUGCCGACCGCGAGCUCUGGACUUUCGUGCUCAGCGAGAACAACAUUCACCGUCGCUCGGUUAUCGACCAGGUCAACGCCACUGCUGUUCCCGAGUCUACCGACCCUGCCAAGGUGUCUGAGGCUGUCGCCGCCUUCCUUGCUUGCGACCUUCCUCUUGAGCUUAUUGAGCUUCUUGAGAAGAUCGUCCUUGAGCCAUCGCCGUUCAGUGACAACGCGAACCUCCAAAACUUGCUGCUGUUCACGGCUGCCAAGGCGGAUAAGGGUAAGGUUAUGGACUACAUACACCGCCUCGACAACUUCAGCGCGCCCGACAUCGCGUCCGCCUGUAUCGACGUCGGCCUCCACGAGGAGGCUUUCGAGAUCUUUAAGAAGACCGGCGACAAGACCGCUGCUGUCAACGUCCUCGUCGAGAAUGUCGUCAGCAUCGACCGCGCUCAAGCCUACGCCGAGGAGGUUGACCUGCCCGAGGUCUGGAGCAAGGUUGCCAAGGCCCAGCUCGACGGUCUCCGCGUGAGCGACUCUAUUGAGUCGUACAUUAAGGCCGAGGACCCCAAGAACUACGAAGAGGUCAUCGAGACUGCUGUCCGUGCCGGCAAGGACGAGGAUCUCGUCAAGUACCUGCGCAUGGCCAGAAAGACCUUGCGCGAGCCCGCCAUUGACACCGCUCUCGCCUUCUGCUAUGCCCGCAUGGACGAGCUUGGCGAGUUGGAAGACUUCCUCCGCGGCACCAACGUUGCCAACAUCGAGGAAUCUGGAGACAAGGCUUACGAGGAGGGUCUCUACCAGGCUUCCAAGAUCUUCUUCACCAGCAUCUCCAACUGGGCUAAGCUGGCCACGACGCUCGUUCACCUUGAGGAGUACCAGGCUGCCGUCGAGUGCGCUCGCAAGGCCAACAACAUUAAGGUCUGGAAGCAGGUUCACGAGGCCUGCGUUGAGAAGAAGGAGUUCCGUCUUGCCCAGAUUUGCGGUCUCAACCUGAUCGUCGACGCUGAGCAGCUCCAGACACUCGUUAAGCAGUACGAGCGCAAUGGCUACUUCGACGAGCUGAUUGGCCUCUUGGAGCAGGGCCUGGGUCUCGAGCGUGCCCACAUGGGUAUGUUCACCGAGCUUGGUAUCGCUCUGUCCAAGUACCACCCCGAGCGUCUCAUGGAACACCUCAAGCUCUUCUGGAGCAGAAUGAACCUGCCCAAGAUUAUUCGUGCCUGCGAGGAAGCCAACCUCUGGCCCGAGCUGGUCUUCUGCUACUACCACUACGAUGAGUUUGACAACGCCGCCCUUGCCGUUAUUGAGCGCCCCGAGAACUCUUGGGAGCACCAGCAGUUCAAGGAGAUCGUUGUCAAGGUUGCCAACCUGGAGAUUUACUACCGCGCCAUCAACUUCUACCUCGAGCAGCACCCGUCCCUGCUCACGGACCUUCUCCAGGCUCUUACUCCCCGUAUCGACGUCAACCGUGUGGUCAAGAUGUUCGAGAAGAGCGACAACCUGCCGCUCAUCAAGCCUUUCUUGGUUAACGUCCAGUCUCAAAACAAGCGCACGGUGAACAACGCCAUCAACGACCUGUUGAUUGAGGAAGAGGACUACAAGACGCUACGCGACUCAGUUGAGAACUAUGACAACUACGAUCCCGUUGAGCUCGCCGCUCGUCUUGAGAAGCACGACCUGAUCUUCUUCCGCCAGAUCGCCGCCAGCAUCUACCGCAAGAACAAGCGUUGGGAGAAGUCCAUCGCUCUCUCCAAGCAGGACAAGCUGUUCAAGGAUGCCAUCGAGACUUCCGCCAUCUCUGGCAAGAACGAUGUUGUGGAGGACUUGCUCCGCUACUUCGUCGACAUUGGCAGCCGCGAGUGCUACGUCGGCAUGCUCUAUGCUUGCUACGACCUCAUCCGUCCCGAUUUGGUACUGGAGAUCUCCUGGCGCCACGGUCUUACCGACUUCGCUAUGCCCUACAUGAUCAACAUGCUGUGCCAGCAGACGAAGGAGCUUGCGACCCUCAAGGCCGACAACGAGGCCCGCAAGAGCAAGGAGAAGGAGAAGGAGAAGGACGAGGACAACACCCCUAUCCUCGGCGGCAACCGCCUCAUGAUCACUGCCGGCCCCGGCGGCAUGGGCGGUGGCUCUCCCGCGCCAUAUGGCCAAACGAACGGAUUCGCUCCCCAGCCCACCGGCUUUGGAUUCUAG
Molecule: messenger RNA, 5049 nt
Organism: Colletotrichum chrysophilum
Lineage: Eukaryota; Fungi; Ascomycota; Sordariomycetes; Glomerellales; Glomerellaceae
Exons: 4
Coding region: 1-5049 (1682 amino acids)
Biological process (GO): receptor-mediated endocytosis; intracellular protein transport; Golgi to endosome transport
Cellular component (GO): clathrin coat of trans-Golgi network vesicle; clathrin complex; actin cortical patch
Molecular function (GO): structural molecule activity; clathrin light chain binding
Source: RefSeq, a predicted model, not a curated record